AUGGUUUAUUCCCUGUAUAAAACUUUAUUUUUCUCAGGUCAAAUUAGGGUGUUUUUUAACUAACUUGAAAUGUUUACAAUCAUCAAAAAGUUACAGCAGUUGAAUUUGUCUUGUUUCUGUUCCAUUGCUACUCAGUAUGGCUCUAUCUCAAAUAAUAGUUCUUUACUAAUAGCCAGUAACAAAUUCUGGAACCAUGUAUGUAAUUUACAUGGAAAUUCACAACAAAAUAUUGGUCUUAACUCACAGUUUCAUGAUAGACAUUUUACUGUGUCUGAAAGUUUUGCAAGGAAGAUGUCAACUGAUGCAAAGCAUGUGCUUUUUGAAGAGGUCAACAGCAAAGGCAUUGUCGUCCUUAACAGACCUGAAGCACUCAAUGCACUUACUAAGAAUAUGAUUGAAAUUAUGUAUCCUGUCUUGAAAAAGUGGGAAAAUGAAAAGACUUUGGUGAUUGUUAAAGGGCAAGGAAGCAAAUCCUUCUGUGCUGGUGGUGAUGUGCUCUCCUUGACUGACCCAGAGAAGAGAGGAGACCCCACCAUAACUAAUUUCUUCAGGAGUGAAUAUAUGCAGAACCACUUAAUUGGAUCCUAUCAAAUUCCAUAUGUUGCAUUUAUUACAGGAAUAGUUAUGGGUGGAGGGGCAGGUAUAUCAGUGAAUGGUCAAUUCAGAGUUGCCAGUGACAAGUCUAUGUUCGCCAUGCCUGAGACAGCAAUCGGACUUUUUCCCGACGUUGGAGGUUCUCAUUUUCUGCCAAGACUCGGAGGAGGUCUUGGCAUGUUCCUAGGACUAACAGGUCACAGGCUUCGUGGUCAUGAAUUGGUGAGCGCUGGAUUGGCCACGCAUUUCUGCCCUGCAAGCAAACUAGAUGAGCUUCACAGCGCUCUGCUUGCACUGCCCAGCCACACAAAGCCUGAGCACGUACGGGAGCUGCUAGACACGUUCCACGAGAGCCCGUCGGACUUCUCUCUCACACCACACCUGAAGACCAUCAAAGAAUGCUUCACUGCUCCCACUGUCCACCAGAUCUUGCAGAGACUGGCUGAGAGCGGAGACGAGCUGUGUCGCCAGCAGCUACCAGUGAUCAGGAGCGCCUGCCCCACGAGCGUGGCUCUCACCCACGAGCUCCUCGUUAGAGGCGCAAAACUCGACCUCGCCCAGUGCCUGCAGAUGGAGUUCCGGGUUGCGUGCAGGGUGCUGGAACACACUGACUUCCAAGAAGGCGUGCGAGCUCGGCUUCGAGACAAGGACAACAAGCCCCAAUGGAAACCUGCUACUUUGGAAGAACUCGACAUACCCAAGACGGUCGAAAAAUACUUCGCUCCUCUCCCUCCUGAGUUGGAGCUGAAACUUUGAGCACUUGAGGGACUAAUUCAUUACAUCUCACGUGUAACACUGUAAGCUAACGUACAAGCGACGCAUGUUUGUGCCGACCUAUUGUGUAAUCAGUGCUUAUAGUUGUGUGAAAUAUUUUCGUGCUUCUCGAAGAAACCAGUCUCGGCAAGCCUUUGAGCUCCAACAACUAUUAACAACUGAGAACUGUUCAUUUAUGCUUUGCUUCACUUGAAGGCUUGUAACAAGCAAGUUCUACUACUAAAAUAACAUCAAAUGAAGCAGAAAUCUCAAUCUGCAAAAAAAGAAAUGAUUUAUUCGAAUUUUAUGUUGUGGUUUAGUAUUCAAAGUAUUAUAGAUAGACUGCCAAAUGUUAUGCUAAUGCUCUACAUACUUUUCCUGCGACUUCAGUUUCUACGACCCAAGCCUUUAAUUAAAUUAACUCUCAGUGCAGGUAGUUUUUACUCUCGUCCUAAUUAUAACUACGUCUUGCAUCUCUUAAGUAAAUUUUGUCUUUACUUUUUGAAUUAAUAAAUAAUUCAAUAGUUUGUCUUCAUCGCAUUUUCUUUAACUGUGAAAUAACUUGAGUGUAAAUUUGAAUAUUGAGUAAAUGUCAGGUCCGUCGUUCAGGACUCCUGUACGUAUUCAGGAGUCGAUUAUUUGUAAAAAGUACUAGUCAAUUUGGUGAAUUUCUAAGUGCAAUUGUUUCAGAGUGUCAA
Molecule: messenger RNA, 2045 nt
Organism: Hyalella azteca
Lineage: Eukaryota; Metazoa; Arthropoda; Malacostraca; Amphipoda; Hyalellidae
Gene: Hibch
Product: 3-hydroxyisobutyryl-CoA hydrolase, mitochondrial
Exons: 7
Coding region: 70-1350 (426 amino acids)
Biological process (GO): L-valine catabolic process
Cellular component (GO): mitochondrion
Molecular function (GO): 3-hydroxyisobutyryl-CoA hydrolase activity
Source: RefSeq, a predicted model, not a curated record